AUGGCCGCCAAGUUCCCCAUUGACCAGAGCGUCCUCCCGCACCUGCGGACACGCAAGGCGUUGCUAGUGUUGGACCUUCAAAACGACUUUUUGAGGCUCGACGGGGCCCUGGCUCUGGAGGAACCCGAGGAGCUCAUCAAGGAGACCCUGGAUGUGGUCAAGGCUUUUCGCCAGUCCGGUGCUGGGGAAGUCAUAUGGGUCCGGAGCGAGUUCCAGGAGCACCGCCCAGCUGGCGGCGACCAGGUCGUCGUCAGCGACAGUGCCAUCCUGCCAUCGCGCUCGGCCUACUCCCGCGGCCGCAGACGGACGUCUGAUCCGCCGCCCGACGAGGCCGACGGCGACGACGAGGCCUUUCUGAGCGCCGGAAACGCGGACAAGCCCAAGUGCGUCCGCCCAGGGACUCCCGGCAGCGAGCUGGUCUCCGAGGUCCUCGCUGUCGUCGAGGAGAGCGGCGACAUGGUUCUCACCAAGAGCCACUACUCUGCCUUUGACUCCACACAGCUGCUGAUGCGCCUGCGCACCCGCCUCGCUACCGAGCUCUACAUCUGCGGCGCCCUGACCAACAUCAGCAUCUUCGCCACCGCCGUGGACGCAGGCCGCCACGGUCUGGCCGUCACGCUGGUCGAGGACUGCUGCGGCCGUCGGAGCGGGGUGCGACACCACAAUGCCCUGCAGAAGCUGGCGCAGCUGGUCGGCUCCGAGACCACCACGGGCGCCGAGCUCAUUGCCACACUAUCGCCCAAGGCAUCGGCGCGAAUAUCGGCUCCGGAUAGGAAAGGGCCCGUUCCGCGCAAGGUAGGGAGCAGCCCCCUUCGACCUGGGGACGGCAACAGCGGCGGCGGUGGCGGCAGGAGUCUACCCGUACGUAACAAGAUUCAGUCUCUCGAGGAGGAAGUCAGCUCCUCCUCAAAACCCGGUUCUGCUCCGCCUAGUUCGGAACUAAAAGCUGCAGCUCCCUCACACGUCGCCUCUUCGAAGCAGCCGCUGGUAUCCCCAUCGGUUCAACCCCUGGUAGCAGCAGACGCGCCGUCGCCGGCGCCCCUCCCCGUCCUUGACGGUCCCGCCGCGGCACCCAGCGCGAAACCUGUUCUUCCGGAUUCCACAGCCGCGCCGGCCCAACGAUCAGGCGAUGCGGACGGCAAGUCGGAACUGCCGGCGGCGGCGAAGCAGGCUCGAGACGGCGAAAAAGGAGUGAAUCCCAAAGAUGCCGCUAGAAGCUCAUCAAAGGGUAAAGCGGAGCAGCUGAAACAGCGUGUUGGAGACGCCGCGAGCACCGGCGCCAAAAACACAAAUCCGCACGCCACACCAACAGGGACACCAGUGGUUGAAAAGCCUUCGAAGCAGCCUGCUCUGGAUUCAUCGAACCCCAAGAGUGGUGAUGCACGGCAGCAAAGUGCGGACCCUUCAGACAUCACGACAACAGGAGACCACGACCGUGACGAAGACACGAGCGACGACGAAGAUGCCACUAUCGCCAAAAUGAAGGUGUCGCCGAAACAACCGACCGCGAGCGAGCCGCUCUGCGAGGGGGACACGAUCAUCUAUCACAAUGUCCUCCAGCCGUCUAUCGAAGAGGGUAUGUUUGAGCGCCUACGGGAUGAGGUCUCCUGGAUGCGCAUGUCACACCAAGGUGGAGAGGUACCGCGCCUCGUCUGCGUCCAGGGCGCGAUAGAUAAAGAUGGCAGUAUGCCUGUCUACCGACACCCGGCCGACGAGUCGCCACCUUUGCUCCCAUUCAGCCCGUCCGUCGUGGAGAUCAAAGGCGAGAUCGAAGAGCUGAUCGGCCACCCUCUAAACCACGUCCUGAUACAAUUUUACCGCAGCGGCAACGACUACAUAUCGGAGCACAGUGACAAGACCUUGGAUAUCGUCAAGGAUUCUUACAUCUGCAACGUGAGUCUCGGCGCCGAGAGGACGAUGGUCUUCCGGACUAAGAGGGUAGAUAAGGACCCCUCUCGGAAGACUGCCGAUGCCGAGGUGAAAGCAGAGACGGCACGAGAAGCGAAGGAAGCGCCUGCCGCACCAUCCUCCAACGACAGCAAGAAGCGCCAGACCGUCCGUGCCCAGCUCCCGCACAAUUCUCUCUGUCGUAUGGGCCUCAAGACCAAUAUGCGCUGGCUGCACGCCAUCCGGCAGGACAAACGGGCUGACCGCGACAAGACGGAGGCCGAGCUGGCUUUUGCGGGCGGCCGCAUCAGCCUAACCUUCCGGCACAUCGGAACGUUCCUCAACAGCAACAAUACACUCAUAUGGGGCCAAGGCGGCACCGUGAAGGAGCAGAAGGAUGCCAGGCCCGUCGUCAACGGGCAGACGCCCGAGGCUGUCAAGAUGCUACAGUGUUUUGGGCGGGAGAACCAAAGCUCCGACUUUGACUGGGGUGAGACGUAUGGCGGCGGCUUCGACGUGCUUCACAUCAGCAACGCGCCUCGGUUCUUCAGCAGCAGCGACCCCGUGGUCAACAUGCGGAUCCAGCUGAUGCUGGCGGAAUACGGCAUCGCAUUUGCCAAGGGCAGCAUGGGCCCGGCCCGUGCUACCCGUCACGACCAAGAGGGCGGAGCGGCCAGCGCGGACGACGUGGCAGUCAAGUUCAUCGACAACGACGCCGAGCACUCUACGGUGGAAGGCCAGCUCGCCAUCAUGCUGUACCUGGAUGCCCUGCACGGCGCGGCGCAGUACCAGCAGGCAGGGCACCUGUUGGCCAAGAGGCUGACACGAUUCCAGCGGGCGAUUGCCCUACUGGAUAAGUGGAGGGGUGUCGCCGCAUGCGCUGCUGCUGCGGACCACAACACGGCGGUGAAGGAGGAGGAGGCCGCCGAUGAGAAGGCGAAGAAGCCGGAGGAGAAGAAGCAGAAGAAGCGCAAGAACCCGCUCAGGCCGCUGGCGAGCGAGCUGCUCCUGUGGGACGGCUACGCGUCCGAGACGGAAGACGACUUCAUCGCGGGCGGGGAGGACGCCACGCUGGCGGACUUUGCGCUGUGGCCGGUCCUGCACGACAUGGAGCGGGCGUGCGGCGGGCAGGACGCCUUCGUCUCCGACCUGGCUGGCCUGGGCUGUGAGGACCUGGUCAAGUACUACAAGGUGCUCAAGGGGAGGCGCUGUGUGAUGCAUGUCCUCAAGACGCAGGGGGGCGCUAGCUCGUGA
Molecule: messenger RNA, 3141 nt
Organism: Thyridium curvatum
Lineage: Eukaryota; Fungi; Ascomycota; Sordariomycetes; Thyridiales; Thyridiaceae
Exons: 1
Coding region: 1-3141 (1046 amino acids)
Biological process (GO): DNA alkylation repair; DNA repair
Cellular component (GO): nucleus
Molecular function (GO): dioxygenase activity
Source: RefSeq, a predicted model, not a curated record